Stegastes partitus (bicolor damselfish) is the source of this 789-nucleotide messenger RNA. It is a transcript of the gene chtf8, whose product is annotated as CTF8, chromosome transmission fidelity factor 8 homolog (S. cerevisiae). Gene Ontology annotation, biological process: mitotic sister chromatid cohesion. The record is from RefSeq and is a predicted model, not a curated record. The transcript is spliced from 3 exons. The coding region runs from base 97 to 489 and encodes 130 amino acids. Lineage: Eukaryota; Metazoa; Chordata; Actinopteri; Pomacentridae. Gene Ontology annotation, cellular component: Ctf18 RFC-like complex.
UGCUGCGUUUGGAUGUAAUUUAAUGUAAAUGUGCUGAUUAUUUAUGGUUUUAUUGUUGUUUUUGUAGCACAAAAGUGUUUCUCAUCUGACGGGACGAUGGUUCAAAUAGUUGUAAGAGGCAGCGUGGACGGCAGCAGCCCUCCAGAGUGGCUGAUGGUGGAGCUGCAGGGAGAGAUGGUGUCCAGACACAACUCUGGUCUGGCAGGAAACGUGAUGGGAGACCUGCUCUACACUAACGAGGGGGUGCCAGUGCUCAUCAUAGGACAUCACAUUCUCUACGGGAAGCAGGUCAAACUGGAGAAACCCUUCGCCGUCCUCACCAAACACCCGGGCCAUUCUCAGGACAUUAAUGAUGAGGAUGUAGCCAUGGAAACGGACCAGCAAGGCCCCGCCUCCACGUCUUACUCUGUGUCGGCGCUCAUCAAACGGAAGCUGAUCUUUAAGACUCGACCCAAACCCAUCAUCACCAAUGUGCCCAAGAAGGUGUAGCGGGACUUCCUGUCCACAAAGGACAACAACAAAGAUGGCGGCGGUGGCGCUGUGGGAGAGUCUGAGGUUCUCAGGAUGACAGCAAACAGGAGAAGGCGACAUCAGUUCUUCAACCUUCAACGCUUUUCUUUACUGAUUGUAACUGUGGUUCGUCCAACUCAUGUGUUCAAUAUUUAUAAUAAACCGAUAACUUCCACAUACUUACAGUCUGAGUGUGAGAUUGUACACAACAAGGCGUACAGUCGAGGUUCAGGGACAGUUUAACACUCUGCAAAUCAAUAAAUGUAUCAGAACCUCAAA